Solenopsis invicta (red fire ant) is the source of this 542-nucleotide messenger RNA. RefSeq names its product 40S ribosomal protein S26 (gene RpS26). The transcript is spliced from 3 exons. The coding region runs from base 148 to 492 and encodes 114 amino acids. Gene Ontology annotation, biological process: translation. Gene Ontology annotation, cellular component: ribosome; cytosolic small ribosomal subunit. Lineage: Eukaryota; Metazoa; Arthropoda; Insecta; Hymenoptera; Formicidae. Gene Ontology annotation, molecular function: structural constituent of ribosome; mRNA binding. The record is from RefSeq and is a predicted model, not a curated record.
AGAGCCGUGCUGCGCAAGCAAUUGUGAACCGGAAGUGUGGUGAUCGAGACGCGCAACGUCGGCAGGCGAAGUCGCGCUUCUAUCUUGCAUUGUAGUAUUGCAGGUUGUUUCCGUUUUGAACCUCUUUCUCGUAGUUCUCGAUACAAAAUGACUUGCAAACGCAGAAACGGUGGACGUGCCAAGCAUGGCCGUGGCCAUGUAAAUCCAGUCCGCUGUACCAAUUGUGCUCGCUGUGUCCCUAAGGACAAAGCUAUUAAGAAGUUUGUUAUUCGCAACAUCGUUGAAGCGGCUGCCGUCAGGGACAUAACGGAGGCUAGCUUCUACCAAUCGUAUCAGCUGCCUAAAUUGUACGCCAAGCUUCACUAUUGCGUCUCCUGCGCCAUUCACUCUAAAGUGGUGCGAAACAGGUCUAAGGCGGAUCGUCGUAUAAGAACGCCUCCUGUUCGCAACUUCCCGAGGGAUCUGCGCCAAGGCCAGCAAAACAGGAAAUAAUUUUAUUAUGUAAAGUUAAUUUCGAUAUAAAUAAAAAUGCAUAAAACUUA